UGCUAUACCACGUAGAUGUCACUUGCGUCGUUUUUGAAAGUAAAAUUCACUUUAGUUAUUAAAUUUCCCGCGAAGCAGGACGAUCGGGCGUCUCGGUGCUUCUCUUUCGCAUAUGUCCGUAUCUUUUCCGGAAUACUGAGCAACAUGAGUCGCGUUAGGACGAAGACCGUCAAGAAGGCGGCGAAAAUGAUCAUCGAAAAGUAUCAUCAUCGCCUGACUUUGGAUUUCCACACGAAUAAGAGGAUAUGCGAAGAGAUUGCUAUCAUUCCAAGCAAAUCUUUACGAAACAAAAUAGCUGGAUUUGUUACUCACUUGAUGAAGCGGUUGAAACACAGCCAAGUCAGAGGUAUCUCCAUCAAGCUCCAAGAAGAAGAGAGGGAACGCAGAGACAACUACGUACCAGAGGUUUCUGCUCUGGAACACGACAUCAUCGAGGUCGAUCCUGAAACCAAGGAGAUGUUGAAAAUGUUGGAAUUCAAUAACAUUACCGGAUUGCAAUUAACGCAACCGGUUACACAAUUUAGCAGACGUUCUUAAAGUUAUAUCUUUUUCAUUAAACGAAAUAGUUGGUCUUGCACUUUUUAAUAAAAUUGCAAACUGACGUGAUUCAA
Vespula pensylvanica (western yellowjacket) is the source of this 611-nucleotide messenger RNA. It is a transcript of the gene RpS17, whose product is annotated as 40S ribosomal protein S17. Gene Ontology annotation, molecular function: structural constituent of ribosome. The coding region runs from base 16 to 537 and encodes 173 amino acids. Gene Ontology annotation, biological process: translation. Lineage: Eukaryota; Metazoa; Arthropoda; Insecta; Hymenoptera; Vespidae. Gene Ontology annotation, cellular component: ribosome. The record is from RefSeq and is a predicted model, not a curated record. The transcript is spliced from 3 exons.